Chenopodium quinoa (quinoa) is the source of this 3004-nucleotide messenger RNA. Its product is annotated as WD repeat-containing protein 75-like. Lineage: Eukaryota; Viridiplantae; Streptophyta; Magnoliopsida; Caryophyllales; Amaranthaceae. The record is from RefSeq and is a predicted model, not a curated record. Bases 117 to 2543 code for a protein of 808 amino acids. The transcript is spliced from 16 exons. Gene Ontology annotation, molecular function: protein binding.
AAAGAGUAAAAGUGCCUAAACCCCUAAACCCUCCAUUUUCCCUGGUCUCCAUUCUUCUCAAUUUCCAACUCCUCCAAUUUCCCCUCUUUGCUGCCUCCAUAACCACCACCUCCAAUAUGAUAUACGGCGGAAAAAGCUUCGUCUCCUCUUUGCCGGCGUUCUCUAAAGACGCAAAACGCCUCCUUAUUUGCUCCGGUAACACUGUCUCCGUCUUCAGCACCUCCACUGGCAUGCAGAUAACUGAAUUGGAAGGUCAUAGAGCACUUGUUACUUCUGUUGUGGUGGUUCCUAGCUCAAGUAAGCUUUUGUGCUAUUGUUGGACCUCGUCUCUUGACGGCACUAUUCGGUACUGGGAUUUCGCGGUACCUGAAUUGAUGAAGACGGUCGAUAUUCGUCUCCCUGUUUUUUCAAUGGUGAUCCCAAAAUUUCCGUCUAAACAAGAAGAUGAGGGUGGUAAACCAACUGAUUUGUUUGCUUAUAUAUCUGUAGAAGAUGUAAGCAAUCCUGGUGACAAGACUAACCGUUUACUUGGGCAAAUUAGAAAGUGCAACUUAACUAAAUCUAAGCUGAUCCCUGCAGUGAUAUUAAAAGAGACUGCUCGGCCUGAGUUUAUUACUUGUAGUCCCUCGGGGGAAUUCUUUGGUAUUCAUAUUAAACGCUCACUUUAUAUUUGGAAAGUUCCAGCUGAUGAAAGUGAGCGUGCCUUAGUGAGGAAGAUGAAAUUGCACCAUACAAAAAAUUUUACGACUUUUGCCUUCCAUCCAAAUCAUAACGUUGUGGCUACUGGCGAUGCAAGUGGGAGGAUUUGUGUCUGGAGGGGUUUCGGUGCUAGAACAUUUUUCAAAGGCAAUGAUAAGGGGAACGCAAAGCUAAUGAAAUCUGAAGAUGAAAGAACUGGGGUUAGAGAAGAUGAUGAUGUUGAGUCAUGCUCUACAUGGCAUUGGCACUCAUCUGAAGUGAAGUUUCUUGCCUUUUCUACUGAUGGAGCCUAUUUGUACUCAGGGGGAAAUGAAGGAGUGCUUGUCCUGUGGCAGCUGGACACUGGGAAGAGAAAGUUUCUACCACGAAUUGGAUCUCCUCUACUACAUUUUGUGCAUUCGUGUGAUCCUACGCUCUCUGUGAUAUCUUGUGCAGAUAAUCAGAUCCACUUUUUGAAGAUGCCAUCAUUGGAAAUCUUGAAGUCCAUAGCGGGAAUUAAGCUUCCUUGUUCUUUUCCAGAUAUGUGGAAUGGAUUAUCUAGUGGUUUCACCUUUGAUCAUUCAGCUGGUUUAGUUGCUCUGCCUACAGAUAAUUACCGUAUCCAGUUCUAUAGCUUGUUGGAUGAUACUGAAAUCACAGAGGUUCAAAUCUGUGAAAGAAAUCAUCAACCAAGCGAUGAAAUUACGGUGGUAGUGAGCUUUGUGGCACUUUCACAUGAUGGCUCUUUGAUGAGUACUAUUGAAACUAGGCUAGCUGAAGAUGGUGUAGGAGGCCUUGUUUGCUUGAAGUUUUGGGAAUCUGAGACCCAGGAGAAAGAAUAUAAUCUUUCUACCAUAGUUUAUGAACCUCAUAGGGAUGCUGCUGUUUCUGCUGUUGUUUUUCAUCCUAGAAGGAAAAUGGCUGUCAGUUGUUCAUAUGGUGGUGAUUUUAAGAUUUGGGUCCAAAGUAACACUACUCAAAGUAAAGGUGGCGUUGAUAGUUGCUCAGGGUGGCUUUGCCAUUCUGUUGGUUCCUACAAGGGGAAGUCUAUGACAGCUGCCACCUUUUCUGCUGAUGGCUCCAUAUUGGCUAUUGCUGCUGAAACUGUGAUAACUCUAUGGGAUCCAGAUAGAAAUUAUCUUGUGUCUAUAGUUGGAGAAACUUAUACGCCUAUUGUGAACCUUACAUUUGUUGGUGAUUCUGAGUACAUCGUGUCCACCUCACAAGGUUCAAGGCCCCAAUUAUCUCUCUGGUGCUUGUCAAAGCUGUCCAGAGCAUGGUCUUACGGCAUUUUGGUUGAAGCUGUUGCUUGUAUGGAAGAUGAUCCCUUUUUCGCAGUGCUUGCUGUUUUUCCCGAUUCAUCUGUAUUGACUGAAUCACACAGAAGUUCAAUUUCUUCUGGAGAUGGCAUGAUUUUGUUGUUUGAUAUAAACUCUCCAGUACCAGUUGGUACGUGGUUGGUUAGGAAGGCUAAGGGAGGAGGGCUGGCAUUUCUCCAACAAAGCCAGUUGUCAUCAUUGAAAAAUAAUCUUUCUGGAAGCCCAUCUGCUUUGCUGGCAUAUUUUGAUAGGGACCAUGAAUAUGUUGUAUUUGACCCUCUCAGCAAAGAACAACAUGAACCCAACCUAAAUCAUAAAAAGGGUGCAGUGGAUUUCGAGGAAUCAGGACAACAUGGAUAUGCCUCUAUUUAUGGGGAGUUGCCAAUUUUUGAUCCCAAGAAAACUACACAAGCUACCAUUUCACUAUCAGAGCGGCCUUGGGAGACCAUAUUUAAUGGUCCUUCACAUACCCUUCCACCACUGACAAAACUAUGUUCUGCGUUUUUGGAGUCAUUGCUUGAAAAGAGAACAGCUGCCACUGGCUGAUUUCUGAGCAGAUUGAAGUGCAAUUCAAAUUAACUAGGAAAUCAUUUUUUAUUAUCUUCAUUGUAUAUGUUGCCUAUAAAAAAGAGCAGAGUAUGGCAGAUUUGAAGGAGAAGUAACAACUGUUUCGCGUAGAUGUGUAACAAAAUUCCAAGACCGCUAGAUCUGAAUCUGAUCAGGGUGUUCUUUUUCGGGCCAGAAAUUUAGGUAUAAUCAGCAUAAAGAACAGAAAGAAGAAAGAGGAUGAAUACUUGUUGAAGAACAAUUGAUUAAAUUUAUCAUUAUAGCUGGUUUGUUCUUUUGUGCUUGGCACAAGCCUUCUUGUAUGACUUUGUAUUUUCGUACCUUAGCCUAGUGCGGUUGCUGGUAAAAUUUGUAGCAUUUUUGUUAGGUACAUCAAUUAUAGCAGCAGAAUGAAAAUGAGCUUAUUAUUAUUUUAAACCGUUCCAUUCGAUUUUUAAAAA